UGCACACAGGUACACACACACACACACACACACACCUGGGUGCUUGCUGUCCCCGUGCCCGCCCCUUGCUCCCGCCCCCGCUGAGCCCUUCAUAAAGCAGCUCAGCGCAGCUCGGCACAGCACAGCACGAUGGAGACGGGCGGGUGCCGCAUGAGCGGCGCGGAGCCGAGCGGCCCAGCCGCCAUCACGCUGGAGGACCUGGAUGGCAUGGCGGAGGAGAGCCCCGACUCGGCGUACCACAGCCACGGCAGCAGCCUGGAGGAGGAAGGGGCCGAGCGCAUGGACGACGAGGAGCAGGAGAGGCUGCUGAACUAUUGGCAGAGCGUGGGCAGGGGGCACCAGGUGGACGUGCCCCGCGACAUGGCAGAGCCCAUCCAGCAGCUGACCCGAAACAACAGCCCCCAGGAGAGGCAGAGCAUCCCGUUCACCCUCAUCCAGCGCAAAGAAAAGCUCGGAGACCUGCUCUACGAAAAACGUCAGUACGGGAAAGCCAAGUGGGCCUGCAUAAGGAUGAAAGAGAAGCAGUACGAGCAGAGCAUCUGCCUGGGGUUCAUGAAGCUCAUGCGGUACAUCUGUGAGCAGAACUCCUCAGGGCUGUACCUGGGGAUAACCAUCCCCAUUGUGACCAUCGUCCACACCAACGAGUCUCAGUCGGAGAUGAGGCAGGCGGUGACGGUGGCAUACUACCUGCCCGAGGUGCUGCAGGACCAGCCACCUCACCCCUUCGACUCCGACAUCAUCAUUGAGGAAUGGCCUUCUACUAUUGUUUAUAGUAGGAGCUUCAGAGGAAUCACCAACGAAGACUCUAUCAUGAGAGAAAUCAACCUGCUGGCAGAAAUCCUGGAGAGCCCCGAGCUGUGCCUGCAGGACACGUUCAUCAUCGCCGGGUACACGAACCCCGCUGCUGCCAACAGACACAACGAGAUCUGGUUCCUGCAGCGGCCGUAGCCCCCAGCUUCUGAUGCUCAGCCCCCACAGGAACCGGUCCCGGCCUGCUGGCACAACUGAAAAUCCUACAAAUCCUACAACUGAACGGGGUGGGACCGGCUGUGAGACCCCCAGGAAGCACGGAACGGUGGCUGCCAGCUUAGCACGGCAACCACUGCAGCUUAAUGGGCACGCAGAGGUAACACCUGAUACUGACAUCAUUUCCUGGGUCAACUUUUACAAUUCUUACACAAUCGUCACAGAGAUUUCUAGCACUAUAAA
Numida meleagris (helmeted guineafowl) is the source of this 1209-nucleotide messenger RNA. Its product is annotated as heme-binding protein 2-like. Lineage: Eukaryota; Metazoa; Chordata; Aves; Galliformes; Numididae. The record is from RefSeq and is a predicted model, not a curated record. The transcript has 5 exons. Bases 130 to 948 code for a protein of 272 amino acids.